AUGGACAAUAUGAGCAUUCCAGUUCCCUAUAUAAAUGGGUUGUGGUUGUACAAGACGAGAACCAAGUUAAUUAGAAAGAUGAGAGGAACAUUGAGGGCAAGGUCAUGGGUGGGAAUGCUUGUGUUGGUGUUAAUGGUGGGAGAUGUUUGUGUGUUUCCUAUGGUGAGUGGAGCUACGACCGCUAACCAGUGCAAGGAGGAGAAAAGGCUUCUGGUUAAUGCUUGUAGGGGUGUCAUUUUUGGACAAAACCCUUCUGCUGCUUGUUGCCAGCGUGUUAGGGUCACCCAGGUUGAGUGUGUGUGCCCCUCUGUUACCUCUAAGUUGGCAGCCCUCAUCGGAGUUCAACGUGCCAUCAAGCAGAUACAAGGUUGCGGAAGGGCCAUCCCUCGCAACUUCAAGUGUGGGAGUAUCACUACUCCAUGA
Ilex paraguariensis (yerba mate) is the source of this 423-nucleotide messenger RNA. The record is from the annotation of a GenBank genome assembly. NCBI's taxonomy places the organism in Eukaryota, Viridiplantae, Streptophyta, Magnoliopsida, Aquifoliales, Aquifoliaceae.